AUGGGACAGUCGGCUUCUACGCCACGAGAACCACCUGACACUGGUUAUUCGGACUACCUCACGACGCUCUUAGGUCGGGACUCUAGUACGAGGGAUGAAGAUAUGAACAACAGGCAAAUCACCGAGCAAAACGGAGAGGCUAGCUCCUCGUCCGGGAUGGGAUCACACCCGCACACUGGUCAGGAUGCGUCAUCGAUCCAGCUAAACGAGCUUCCCGAAUCCUGGCAACAGCCCACGCGGCACUCUGGCGGAUUCUCACAACAGAUGCGAAGUAUCGAAGAAGAAGAGGGCCCAGAAUAUGAACCAAGCCCACGGGAAUACCGGUCCGCAGCGAUUGCUCGGAUGGCGGCAAGAAGACAAUCUACCAUGUCACGGUUAGGGUCCAGAAUUCUGCCCAAUUCGGUCAUUCGCGGUCUCCUCAGCAGCCAAGAGGAGACGCCGGCAGAAGGCCACGCCCACAGGCAUGGACUGGUAUCAAGGACACCUCCCCGGUCUGAAAGUGCUCACAGCAGUGGUCGGUUCAGCCCCUUCAGUGCCCUUGGGUCAACAGGUGUCACCCGCCGCCGGACCACUCGGGGGCCUUAUUUCAUCCCGCAACGUGCCGCCUCGUCCGCGAUGUCUGAUGGAGCCGCAAGUUCCUCACUUCUUGAUUCUUCCGCCGAACGGAUUCCUGAGUCCAGUCGGGCCUCUUGGCGUCGUGCCCGUCUACAGCGUAUGCGCCAUUCGCUGUCAACCCCCAUAUCUCAAAUGUUUGGGCAGCCUGCGCCGGACAUCUCUUCAUCUCAUGAAGGCCCUGCACACCUAUCGGGAAGCCCGCCAUUCAGCGACAGCCUCCCAGGUGCUAUGGAUACUCGCCUAGAUUUUGGAGAGCCCUUACAUGAAUUAGAUUCGGUCGAGCCUGGAAUAGAACUAGACAGUCCACUUUCCGCUCACCAGCCAAAUACUGAGCCGAUGGGAUCACGCGGACUCCCUGGACUCCUUAGGACACGGGCUGCCAGAGCAAUGCGGCGAGAAGAACAAACACCUCUUUCUCGAGUCCUUCAGCUUGCUGCAGCCGCAAUCGCAGCUCAACUCUCUGGUACCACCGGUCCUGCCCUACCAAAUAUUCAAGCUUUGGGUAACGAGGGUCUGGAUGGUUCACUGGAGAACUUUAUUCAGAGCUUACAACAUGCCACAACGGCCCCAGCGCAACCACCGCAACCAGGCGAAGGACCAAGCAAUCCUGGAACCGAGGCGCCGACGGCUCCAGUCAAUUUCUUGCGCGUUUUCCGGUUUGCCAAUUCGGAUUCUCCCCUUGGUCCCAGCCCGUUGGAGAGAAGCACAAAUGGCUCUGCGAAUCAAGGUCCUCAGUCUGACGGAAUGCCCGUCGACGAAGCCGCUGAGGGGGCCGAGGGUCGGACGGUCACGCUGGUUGUCGUGGGUGUCCGAUCAGUACCGGCGGGUAAUGGAAGCAAUAGCGAACAAGGGCCGCCCGGCCCUGGAGGCCCAGGUCUGGAUGCUUUGCUUGGCCUGCCAUUCCUGCCACCCAAUGCUAUCCCCCGCCCCCCAGAAGGAUCCGGUGAUCUCGCCCAGCGAGCCGAUGCGCGAUCCAGACUGCAUGCCGCUCGUCAAGGCGGACCUGCUGGCCUAGCUCCGGAGUUGCUGCGCCAACCUGGCCAAAAUCCGCCACGAAGAAUGUCUGAUGCGGGACCCCGCCUUACUUAUCCAUCAUAUCCUCCUUCUGCCUUGUCCGAAAGCCCCCCUGGGCCCCAUCCCCCUCCCUCAACACCCGCUGAGCCGGGCAUGUCAGCCGUCUCCUCCGGUACCUCGACACCGAGCCGUAGACCAUCCUCGGCCUCGGCCAUGCCUCCGAGCGUCUUACCUCACCUCCACGGAGGUCAAUCUUCGCAGCCCCCUGUCGAGCCUUCAGAAUACUCUGUCCCGCCUAGUGCUGCAAGGCAGCGACGACGAAGCGAUUCGGAAUUUGCUCGGCACCGUGCACUUGGCUCAGGUUCCGUUCGUCGCAACGGCGUGGUUGAACCCGAUCAAGCUCCCCCAGGUGGAGGUAGAAGCUGGUUGAUCUACGUCGUUGGAACCAAUUUGUCGGAAAACCACCCGGCUUUGACGACGCCGAGUCUCUUCACCGAUAACCCUACGUACGAGGACAUGAUCUUGCUGUCGUCCCUCCUGGGUCCAGCCAAGCCCCCAGUGGCCACUCAAGACGACGUUAAUUCCGCAGGCGGACUAUUCCGACUUGUUGAGUACGCCGGCUCGCUGGUCGCGGAAUCCGUCGAUGGCGCAGGCGCCAUCCAAAUCCAGGAUGGAGAGCGUUGUCUGAUCUGCUUGAGCGACUAUGAAGUGGCCGAGGAAGUGCGGGAGUUGGCUAAAUGCAAGCAUGUCUUCCACAGGGAUUGUAUUGACCAGGUUCGUCCCAUCCUUGCCUCUUAUCUUACAAUAGCCAUACGUACUAACGGAACACAACAGUGGCUGACCACUGGCCGAAACUCCUGCCCUCUUUGCCGAGGCCAGGGCGUUAAAGAGACGUCCAAUAACGAGGGCCCAGCGGCGCCUGAGCCUGCUGCCGCCCCUGUCCCUGAAGGCAUGGCCAUUUAA
Penicillium canariense is the source of this 2592-nucleotide messenger RNA. Its product is annotated as RING-H2 finger protein. The record is from RefSeq and is a predicted model, not a curated record. Gene Ontology annotation, molecular function: ubiquitin protein ligase activity. The transcript has a single exon. Gene Ontology annotation, biological process: protein ubiquitination. Lineage: Eukaryota; Fungi; Ascomycota; Eurotiomycetes; Eurotiales; Aspergillaceae. The coding region runs from base 1 to 2592 and encodes 863 amino acids.